CAAAGCAUUGUUCAAAAUUGAUCCAUUUUGGCAUCCAUUGAAACUGAAACUAAAAAACAAGUUCGUUCCCAUUUCAAUCGAGAAUCAUGAAGAAGGCCACUCGCCGAUCCAAACAAUCGAGCCCGAUCGAUUCACCAGCUUCGGACGCAAACGAAAAGCUAAAUUACGAGGAGAGGAUUCGCGAACUUGAACGACAGAACAAAGCGUAUCUGACGGAAAUUGUAGAAUUGAGGAAAGAAAAAGGAAAUGAUUCUUCCGCUUCUAAUGAUGGGGUUGAGAAGCUUAAGAAAGAUUAUCUUCAGAAGCUGACUUUACUUGAAGAACAGGUUGCAGAAUUGAAGAAAAAACUGGGAUCUCAAUCCCAAUUUUCAACUCAUAGGAAAAAAGCAGAUGAAUCAACUAAGCAGUUGCAGUAUGAGAUUCAGAAUUUGAAGGCUCAUAAGGUUCAACUUCAAUGUAAGAUCAAGUUAGAGUCCGUGCGAUUCAGAUUAUGUAAGGCCUUACUGGAAAAGGAAGUUCUUCAGCUUAAGAAGGAGAGAAGAAGGAAUGAAAUCAAGGCUCACAGUUUGCUGACUUCAAAUGAGAUGCUUAAAAUGGUAUUGCAACGGAAGACUGAGGAAGCUUCCGCUGCUACCAAACGUCUAAAAGAUAUGAUAGCAACUCGAAAAGUUAUAUUUAAUCGAUCAUCUGGUGCAAAAAAUAAAAAUGGUCAAGUAAUUCAGGAUGCUGAGGAUGAACUUGAAGUCACAACUCAGUUGCACAAGUUAUGUUCUCAAUAUGAAUCCAAGAUCGAAAAGAUGACUGCAGAGAUUGCACAGCUGAAAGAAGAAAUUGAGAUGCACAGGCCGGAACAAUUAAGGUCUCAGUUACAGGAAGAAGACCUUGACAGCCCGGAGAAGGAUUUUGAUGAUAUUCAAGAUUUAAAGGAACAAGUAAAUAAUCUUGGUUGUCUACUUAAAGAAUUACAAUUGCGGAAGGAGAAACAUGACUCCAGGGAUAAGAAGCAGCAGGACCUCGUUCAUCCUGUUUUUUCUGAAGAGAGUAAUGACACGACACAAAUGGCUACCCCCGAAAUGAGCAGUUCAAAUGAAAAAAAUGUUAAGAAGGAGAGAAGAGGUGGAGGGCUGUGCUGUUCUUGCAGUAAAAGGUCCUUGUGCAAGACUACAAAGUGCAAAUGCCGAUCCAUUGGUGGGAGCUGUGGACCAUCAUGCGGCUGCACACGCUUUAAGUGCACAAAUAGGGAACUAGACACGCUAGCAGAAGACGAAUCACUAAAAUCUGAGAAUUCAGAAUGCAGCGCUAACAAAGAUGGGGGUGUGAUUGCAUCCGAAUGUGCCAAACUAUUAGAGAGUGCACUUGUUCAAAAACCUGCUAGUCGCAGUGACAACCAGGGGCCCAAAAAGAAGCCAUUGUGUGACAUUCAGAACUCACUGGGUAAUUUGGAUGCUCAAAAGCAAGGCAGGAAAAAGAAGGUUCAGAAGCCAGUAAUUCACCUUGUUACCAAGGAUCCAAUGUCAUCCUCGGCAGAAAAUAACCGAAGUAUUGAAACUGAAACAUACAAUAUCGGAACUCAGGAAAAUAAUUGAAUGAGGUUGGACUAGGCGAAGAAACCAGCUAGGAAAGAGUAAUUUUGGCUAGCCAAAUGUAUUGGUAUCUGCCAUUAUUGAAGCAGCUGAUGUUCUUUACCUAAGAAAUUCAACAGAAAGAUAACUUUGAUUAACUCUCAUUUUUCACACCCAGUCUUCUUUUCUGGGGAUAAUACAAGAGCUGGAAUUAUAUCUUUGUUAUUCCUGGUUUUUGAAAAUUCAUGUCAAUGCUGAAUUGUCGAGUGCGAUUUACAUUGUUAAUUUUCAUCUCUUGUUUAUUAUUUGCUCGUGCCAUGAACUAGUAUGUGAAAAUACCUAUCUCAUUAUUUAGGAAAUUUUGUUCUAAAAAUCCGUCGAGACAUGUAAAUCUUAUUUAACAUUGUCUCUCUACCCUAUAUAUGAGGAUAAAUUGUGUAAGUUUUCAGUUUGUC
Cicer arietinum (chickpea) is the source of this 2017-nucleotide messenger RNA. Its product is annotated as kinesin-like protein KIN-4C. NCBI's taxonomy places the organism in Eukaryota, Viridiplantae, Streptophyta, Magnoliopsida, Fabales, Fabaceae. Gene Ontology annotation, biological process: microtubule-based movement; spindle elongation; mitotic spindle organization. Gene Ontology annotation, molecular function: microtubule motor activity. The record is from RefSeq and is a predicted model, not a curated record. Gene Ontology annotation, cellular component: microtubule associated complex.